AUGUUWAUUGAAGAGUGGCCUUCCAAAGUAAAUGGUCUGAAAAUGCCAAUAUAUGCAAUUAUGGAAGGUAAAGUCACGCCGUAUAUUUUGGACAAAAAUUUUGAACAGUACUUGCCAGUCAUUCCAUCUGAGGUGGGUUAUGUGAACUUCACAUGGAUGUCUGGAAAUAAGAAUUAUUUUUACAUGUUUGACACACUUGAUUCGGACGACAAAAAUAUACUGGAACCACCUACAGUUACCGUGAAAACUGAUGGGAAAAUACCCAAGAGGCCCAAAG
Molecule: messenger RNA, 277 nt
Organism: Diuraphis noxia (Russian wheat aphid)
Lineage: Eukaryota; Metazoa; Arthropoda; Insecta; Hemiptera; Aphididae
Product: WNT inhibitory factor 1
Biological process (GO): anatomical structure development
Cellular component (GO): cell surface; extracellular region
Molecular function (GO): signaling receptor binding
Source: RefSeq, a predicted model, not a curated record